This is a messenger RNA of Ricinus communis (castor bean), 543 nucleotides long. RefSeq names its product dnaJ homolog subfamily C member 10. NCBI's taxonomy places the organism in Eukaryota, Viridiplantae, Streptophyta, Magnoliopsida, Malpighiales, Euphorbiaceae. The record is from RefSeq and is a predicted model, not a curated record. The coding region runs from base 1 to 543 and encodes 180 amino acids. The transcript has a single exon.
AUGGCUGUGUUGGUGAAUCAUUAUAGUGUGUUAGGCCUUGCAUCUACUACAGGACCUAACCUGACAGACGAAGAAAUCUCCAAGGCUUUUAAGAGGAUGGCGUUGAGGUUGCAUCCUGACAAGAACCCUCAUAAUCCCAACGCCCAUUCCAGUUUCCAGAAACUCCUGUCCUCCUAUGAAGUUCUCAAAAAUCCGAUUUCCCGCAAAGAAUUUGAUCGUCUUCUUCAACUUCAACAACAGGCUCAGAAUCAUCAUCAAAAUCAGCAUCAGCAUCAGAAUCAUCAUCAAAAUCAGCCUCAGCCUCAGCCUCAGAAUCAUCAUCAGUCUUGCAACAAGCGGCAAAGAGAUGAACAAGAAGAGUCUUCCAAGAAGAGUCCGAGACAACCCGUGGAUCCAAAGAUGCCUUCUGAACCACCGAAGGAGCCUUCUUUCACAAAGAAGAAAUUCGUUUCGGAAUUUGAUCGCAUUAGUAAAUUAGUUGCGCAAGAUGGUCUUCAGAAGUUGGUGGUUAAUGAAGGCUAUCAUCAUAUUAGAUUGUUUUAG